Molecule: messenger RNA, 6143 nt
Organism: Myripristis murdjan (pinecone soldierfish)
Lineage: Eukaryota; Metazoa; Chordata; Actinopteri; Holocentriformes; Holocentridae
Gene: dalrd3
Product: DALR anticodon binding domain containing 3
Exons: 13
Coding region: 343-2037 (564 amino acids)
Biological process (GO): tRNA C3-cytosine methylation; arginyl-tRNA aminoacylation
Molecular function (GO): ATP binding; arginine-tRNA ligase activity; tRNA binding
Source: RefSeq, a predicted model, not a curated record
GACGUUGCAGUAAUUUUGCCACACGCGUGAUGGCGCUGUUUGACGCAUUUAGCACUGGUCCGUACGGAAACGAAUCUCGAAAGAAACAAGAAUUGCAUUGCAGAGUUCCGCACAGGGAGAAAAACAGCCAAUGCAACCCUCCUCCACAGCUGAUAACGGAUCGAUCAGUGAUCAACCGUGCGGCUGCAGGAGCGGGUUAAUCGGCCGUGUUGAAACCUGGAAUACGCAGCAUUAGCAACCAUCAGUGCAGAUCACGUUUUAGCCGAAAGCAUGGGCACUGUUGCGGGUGUGAUGACAGCCUGGUAGCAAGCUAACCUGUUGUGUUGUGGUCUUGUGGUGGUGAUGGAGAAAAUCGAGGAGUCGUCGCCUUUCCGGAUCACCGCUACCGUCCGGGCGCUGAGCUCCGCGCUACGGGGGAAACCUGAACACCUCCCCGAUGUCAACGACCGGGGUGACGGCGACAGGAUCACCGGGGAGCCGGAGAAGCUGUGGUUCAAGGAGAGCAGCGCUAAAAACCUCCGAAACAGGGAUUUCUUGUCGCCGACCACGAUGCUAAACACGCUGUAUGCGGAGGGCAAGGUCCCUCCAGCGGUGAUGUCCAGGGUGCUCUCCCUCCGUGGGUGCGGCGUCCUCCCUGUGGCUGGCGGGGAGGUGAUGGGGGAAGGCCUGAGGCUGAGGGUGGACCGGGCCGCAGCCUUCAGGGCCGUGCUGGCAGACGGAGCCGCAGACUAUCUGAAGCCCUCGGGUGAGAGGCAGGGCUGUGUGGUGCUCAACUGCCCCGCGCUGCACCCUAAACCCAGCGUACCCACCCCUGAUACACUGACUCUGGGCCAGCUAAGGACUGUGCUGCUUGCUGACCACAUGGGGGCGCUGCUGAGGAGACAGGGAUUUACAGUGUCCUACUGCCCUGUGCUCCCCGAGGACAGCGACAUCAUCGCCUUCCUCCGAACGCUGGGCGUCGAUUGGCCGACGGCCCCGGGCAGCUUGACCAACGAGGAGAGGGAGGAGAAGAUCCAGGAGGCGCUGGAGAAUUCGCCGUACAGAGAGAGGGAGACGGAGAGAGGCAGGAGGAAGACCGAGGAGGGCGAGAACGAGGGAGCGCUCAGGGUGAACCUGAAACGAGUGUUCCAGGAGGAGGGGCUGCUGGGAUACGACCCCAGCCUCGGCACCUGCACAGUACACAGAGACAGUGUUUCCCAUCUGGCCCAGCUGGACCGAGCCACAGCCGACUGCACAGUAUCCAUGACAACGGCUUGCCAUGUGACUUCCUGUCAGGAUGAGUUCCGCCAGCAGCAGAUAGCGAUGCUGUGGAGAGCCAGUGGAGCGACGCAUACACAGAGACAUCUGGUGUGUGGGCCAGUGAAGACGCCGGGGUCUCACCUCACUGCUGCACAGUACCUGCAGUUGAGAAGAGGUCAGAUGAAGGAGGCCUCAGAGAUGAAGUAUGGAGAUCAAGUAGAAGGCCAGACGUGGGAUGACAUCAUCAGGGUCAUGACCUCUGCUACUGUCAGAUUUGAGUUGCUGUCAACCGUACACACCAGUCCUGUGACGCUGGACGUGCAGAGGGAAGGGGGCGUUUCCACCAAAGGGCCGCGGGGAGGUGUGUUUGUGAUGUAUAACUGUGCCAGACUGCACACUCUGUUCGACAGCUACGAGAGAGGAGUGGAGAAGGGACUGUACCCAGAAAUUCCUGAAGGCUCACAGCUAGACUUCUCCGCUCUCAAAGAGGAGGGCGAGUGGCUUCUCCUGUUCAAUUACCUCAUCCCGUUCUCCGAGCUGCUGGACCAAUCAGGACAGGCGCUGGACUGUGAAGGAGGAGGAGCCAGAGUGAAUAUUAAGACUGAGCAGGUCUGUAAGUUCCUGGUGUCUCUGAGUAAAGACUUCAGCUCCUAUUACAACAGAGUUCACGUGCUGGGGGAGCCGUUGCCUCAUCUCUUCAACCAGAUGUUUUGUCGUCUGUACCUGUUGAGAGCGUUGAGAGAGCUCUACCACAGCGCCCUGGACACCCUUAACCUUCCCCCUAUCAGGCAACUAUAGCCCUGACACCAUUCACUUAUCAUGUGAUCACUAUUUGGCAACUACAACCCUGCCCCGCCCGCCUCAAAAAUACUCUUGACCUCUCCCUUAUUUGACAGCCGUAGCCUCGCCAGACAUACCCUUCGUCCUCCUCCUCAUUAGACGUCAGUUUUUAGCUGCACCUUGUAAGAUGCCUCCUCACCUGCUCUCUUUGUGACAGUUACCACCCACGAGGUACCUAAAUUAGACAAAUAUAGACCCACUUUGUUUUUACUUUCACACCAUGUGGCAAAUGUAGCUUGUUAAAGUCCCCCUGCUAUCGGCUUGCAUUAUUUUUACCUGGAAAUCGUGUAUUUUUAAUGGUGACCUCAUGCCGCACCAGUAGGUGUUAUUAAAAAUCCAGCCAACAAAGCCCUCACAAACGUUUGAACAAUCCCGCCCCUUCACCUGUCCCAUCAAAUGAAAUAUUCUCGGCCCAUGCCAACAUUAUGUCCCACCCCAAUAUCCCUUUUUAACAGGAAAUUCAGAAAAUCAAGAGAGAGAUUCCAACAAAAUCCAGAUUUUAAGGGAUUUACGUUUUGAACCAAAUGUGCUGGUGGCAACAGAUCAAUGUUUUUGAAAAUUUGCACAAUCUUUCCGUGGUUUGUCAAAGACAGUGGCCCUGGUCCUGGAAGUGGCUUUCCCAUAGGCUAAAUUAAAUUGAAAUAUGUUAGGAGUUUUUGGAAAUCUGAAGGACUUUAUUACCCAGAAACCCUAUAACCCUGUAUCUAUGUGUGGAGAGCAGCUUCUGCCACUGACACCAGAAAUUCGUUUGGACAAUUAGAGAGAAUCUACAGCUCUCCCCCUCUCUCGGUCUGUUGCAGCCGUACAUUGUGCUCCGACAUAUAAGACGGGGGUAUUUUUUCGUUAAAAUGUUGCUUAGUGCAGCGUUAAGCGACUUGAGAUUCUAGUUAAAGGUCCUGUGCUGUCCCAGUUAGUUUAUGACUGCUGCCCCCUGGCAUCUGACCCCUUUAUGACUACUCUAAUCCCCUGAAUGUACAUUUAUUAUCUCCCCAUACCCUUAAACCUGUUAUGGCCUUUAUACUGUAUUACUGCUGUCCUAAUUAGCACGAGUAACCACCCACAAACUGCACCAGACACCCGAGACUUCUACCCUUUACUGUGAUUAUAGUGCCAAAUCUCCCCAGUUUGACUAGUCCCACUUAGAGUCUGAGGCUUAUAUAACUUUGUAAACUGCCUUAUUGUUGUCACGGUAACCCUCCACCCAAAUGUCACGAGUAGCCAACCCCUUUUGAAAGACAGAUCAGUGUCCUAGUCACUGCCCGAGGACAAAAUAGUAGUUUUUAUGAGCCUCGUUCACAUUAAUUGUACGUUGCACACCUUGUACUCCAUAGAAAUAUUUAUUGGUUAUUUGACGGUUUUAGAAAAGAGAAUUGUACAGAAUAUUCCUUCUUCUAUGAGUCUAAUUGCUGUACUCGGUCUAGUCACUCAACAGUUAUCUUGCUUGAAAAAUGCCAAAUGUUUGGUAUGAAGUGACAUGUGCCAGUAAAUGACAGGUGUUCAUAUUAAGUAAAGGGAAGGCACAGAACAUGAGCAGUAUUCAGGGCUUUGUGCCACACCGGGAGGAAAUGCAUGAAGCAGCAUGAGGGAGAUAUGAAUAUAUGAAGAGUUUUAUGCCAAAAUGUUAUUUAUAAAUUUUAGGAGGGAAACUGUCAUCACCUGAAAUCGAUCAGUCAGUCAGUCUCAAAUACAGAGAAGCCAUGAUGUGAGUGUUGCCAUGGUGUCAACCGAGGACUUAACCGGUUCUCCUCUCAAAUGUGCUACGACUUGUUUUAAUUUUGUGCUAUAAAUUAUUUUGUAAGUAAGUGUCUUUUUUUUUUAUUUUUUUUUAUUUUUUUUCAAAUGUUUCACGUCUUAUUUUGAAGCCAAACUGUUCAUAUGUACAAUACACAGAGAAAAACGUCAUACACUUUGUGCUGCAUGCAGUGUUGUUUGUUCUCCCGGAGGAUGUGACUUUAUCGGGCCAUGGGAAAAGGGUGAAGAACGUUUCAAACAUCCUGAUUUUGAUGAUUUUGAUGAAAGAAAUUCCCACUAUGGCUGCAGGGGUGAUGCAGGACGAGGGACCUAACGUCAGUCCGACUGUACAUAUAACAUGUCGUCCCAUUUUAGCUUUCAGCAGAGGUUUUAGCAGGGAGAGUUUGGCCAGUGUUGGGUUUUUUUUGUUUGUUUUUUUUGACAUGUUGCCGCCUUGAAGGCAUCAGCAAAUAUAACCCUUUUCCUUCCUCUUCUUCCAUUCCUCCCUCAGUAUCUCUGCUUAAACAGCUCUUAUGUAUUUACAGUCUUUUUCUUAUACAGAUACAACUUUUUCUGCCCCGUUUUUUAAUAAGCGGUGGUCCUGAGAGUGACUUUCUCGUUCGCUUUUGUCCAUCGACACGUCAGCAAAUCAGAAAAUCCAGUUUGAAGUCUUGCACUGAACUGACCAGCUCAUCAGAAUCUCAUCAGAAAAGUUGAUUAUACAAAAAGGCAAGGAUGUGAGGCUGUGAACAUUAUGUGUUCAAAGACACACAGCACUAAGAGUGAUACUUUCAACACGACGUGAUAAAAUAAUAUAAUAGUGAUGACAAUCUUUUAAUGAUUCGAAUCAUAAAAAAAAAGAUACUUUGCUCUUGUGUGGCGAAGACGGCCUCUCCAAUUAGUAGGAAGUGGAAGUUUUUCACAGUUUCCAAAAAAAGCUGAAAUCAGAUUGACUGACGGCUUCAACGGGAACACAAGUUGCACAGUCUGACAGCUCUUUGCACGCCAACGUGGAAAGCCGCCGUUAAAACGAGUAAUGAUCAAAUUCACUGUGAGAUGUGGGCUUAACUAAUCAAAUUUCACUUUCUUUGCGUCCCUCUCUUCCUGCCUCUGAAGGUAUUUUAACUGAUUCAGAGCGCUGCCGGCAGUUUUGGCCACCACAUCUCCCGUCACGUCUCACACGGGGCCUUGACAUGAAAACAUGAGAAAAUAUAACCCUGUCAGACUCUAUCUCCGCUUAUAGGUGUAUCUCCCAGUCUGUAUAUGUCAAGAAUCUAAAAACAACACUGCCAGCUCUCCGUAUGCACGUCCCCUCACUCGGAGUUUCGGUGUGUUUUCCGCGUACACACAAACAAGAUAACCCUGUCAGACUCUCUGCACGCACUCUGUGCUGUGUCUCUGCAGCGAGUCGACCGUCUUCCCUGCUCUCGUCCGACAGACACACACACUGAUGUUGUUGUUCUCUAGAUAAAUAACUGUGCUCACGCUCCACUGCUGCCCUCUGCCCUUUGGGCCAGCGCAGACCCCAAGUAAAGACACACACACACACACACUGCAUGGAUAUAUAUAUAUUAUACUGUAUAUGCUCCUAACAGCGAUCCGUCACUGUAGAUAAACCUUGGUAAUGUGACGUGCCGUUUGUCUUUACCACGUUUUUUCUCUUUACAUCCCCUCCUCGCCCCUCAUUUCUAUGCAUCGUCUUUUAUUUCCCUGCUACUCAUGGAUCAUCUUUACUCUUUUCCUCUCCCGCUCCCCCUUUUCCCCCUGCAGCUCUUUUCAGUUUCUGCAUUACAUCACAAACGAAAACUAGUUUAUUGAUACCAAACAGCAAAGGUGUGAGAGCCGGGUUUGUUCUUUUCGAAAUGAUCGCACAGUGAAAUUCAGGACGAAGCGAAAGAGUGUUUUGUCUCUUACAAAUGAGCUCCCUUAUCUCUUCUGUAAGUACAGAACAAUGCCGGAGUGUGUGUGUGUGUGUGUGUGUUGUUUGCCUGGGUUUGAAAAUCUGUGUUUACCCGAAGCUCCUCGCUGCAGUUUUUCCACAGCUGAUACCGACUGUCAAAACGACAAAAUCUGGGGGAAGUGAAUGUGUCUUCUCCACAGAAAAUGCGGACCGAGCUAAUUUGUUGUGCGGCUGAAUCGAUAAUCCGACUCUGUUCCUCCACCGUCCCACGCUGUGUGAUCAUACAGUGAAUACAGAUGCAGAAAGUCUGACUGUAUACACUGUGUCAGUAUGAAACCUGGUAUAUAUCUGUUUGGUGAUAGAUAUUCAGGAAUAAUAACAUUCUCGACAGUCAUUCUUUGUUUUCAGCGCUCAUCCACGUCUGUGGAUUAGA